Saccostrea cuccullata (small rock oyster) is the source of this 590-nucleotide messenger RNA. RefSeq names its product complement C1q-like protein 2. Gene Ontology annotation, molecular function: protein binding. Bases 1 to 546 code for a protein of 181 amino acids. The record is from RefSeq and is a predicted model, not a curated record. NCBI's taxonomy places the organism in Eukaryota, Metazoa, Mollusca, Bivalvia, Ostreida, Ostreidae. The transcript is spliced from 2 exons.
AUGGUGAAAGAAUUGAAGACACAAAUUAAAAAUGGACUUUCAGAAGGCAAAGGUAUUCAGAGGGACGAUCAGAACACAAAACGCCCUCAGCUGUUAAAUCAUACAAUUAUAGGACAGCCACAAAGAAUAAGGAGAGCUUCUUCAAACGUUGGAUUUUCUGCUUCUAUAAAUGGAAACAUUGGAGUGGUCAGUAGCCAAGUUCUUGUGUUUGGAAGAGAAGUCACCAACGUUGACCAUCGCUACAGCACAAGAAAUGGACAUUUCACGGCGCCUUACGAGGGCCUCUACUUUUUUACGGUGUCAAUUGUCGCAAUGCCGAACAAGUACAUUGAGACAGAAAUAGUGCAUAAUGGAGUCCCACUGUGCUACAUUUAUUCUGGAGAAGGGUCCGGUUAUUAUGGUCCUGGGACAAACUCCGUAGUGGUACAACUUGCCGCUGGGGAUGACGUGUACGUACGUGUCCGAGGCGGACAGCACGGCUCGGGGAGCGUUAUUGACGGAGUGUAUUCAACAUUUACGGGUUUCUUUCUCAGUCCAAAUGUAUGAAUUCCUCAGUAAAUUUAAAUUUGUAAGUCUUGAAGGUUUUGUUU